CAACAAGCGCAAGGCGGCCAAACAUCUCUAGCUAAGCUAGCAUCCAGCUGAAAAGCUGCAGGUGACGAUGUUUCGACGCGCCAAGGCCACCACCACGGCGCCUCCUCCUACUGAUGGCGAGGUGAGGAUUCAGAAAGUUGACAAGAUUGAGGUCGUCUACAAAAACAUACUCUCCAAGCCAAAACUGUACAAGCCUACUGCGGCAACCGGGAAGCAUCCUACUGCUGGUCAUGAGGUCGCAGGCUGGAAGAAGAAGGUCGUUGAUCAGAACCCCAGCAGGCCUAGAAGUGCAGUUCAUGUAGAUGACAUCAACAAGCUGUCUGAAAGGUACAUCACAGAGAUGAAGAAACGAUUUCUUGGCUAGCAGCUAGUACCUGAUGAACCUCCUGUGAUGGCCAAGGUGGUGAUAUUAAUUGGUGUGUCGUCCAUGUACGUAAUUGGUUUGGUUAUAUGUAUAUAGUUGAUAUUGCUACGUGGGAUGUAAUAUAUAUAUAUAUAUAUAUAUAUAUAUAUAUAUAUAUAUAUAUAUAUAUAUAUAUAUAUAUAUAUAUAUAUAAGAGAGAGAGAGAGAGAGACUACUUUAGUUAUAAAUGGUACAAUUGUGCAUGUUGUAUCCAUCUAUGCUAUCUGUAUCAUACAGAGAGAACAUAAUGUUGAGUAACAAGCUUAGUAUCAGUAUGCCUGAUGCGCGCAAA
Molecule: messenger RNA, 695 nt
Organism: Zea mays
Lineage: Eukaryota; Viridiplantae; Streptophyta; Magnoliopsida; Poales; Poaceae
Exons: 1
Coding region: 68-364 (98 amino acids)
Source: RefSeq, a predicted model, not a curated record